Molecule: messenger RNA, 900 nt
Organism: Aspergillus wentii DTO 134E9
Lineage: Eukaryota; Fungi; Ascomycota; Eurotiomycetes; Eurotiales; Aspergillaceae
Product: endonuclease/exonuclease/phosphatase family protein
Exons: 2
Coding region: 1-900 (299 amino acids)
Molecular function (GO): 3'-5'-RNA exonuclease activity
Source: RefSeq, a predicted model, not a curated record
AUGACGAUAGAACGAAAGCUGCCCAUCCGUAUCCUGACCCAUAACAUUCGAUAUGCGACCUCAUCGCCGUUUAAAGGAGAACUGCCAUGGGAAGAUCGCAGGCAACACCUCAUCAAUGAGCUGCAGUACAAUACGCGAAACCAAGAUGCCUUCAUCUGCCUACAGGAGGCUCUUCAUCCUCAGCUUCUUGACGUCCUCUCUGGACUAAACCACACUACCAUCACGAAAAAUCCACCCUGGGAAUAUAUUGGAGUUGGUAGGGAUGAUGGCAAAGAGGCCGGCGAAUACUCUCCUAUAUUAUACCGUCCUUCAGUUUGGCAGCUUGGACACUGGGAAACCGUCUGGCUAUCGGAAACGCCCCAAGUGCCCUCCAAGAGCUGGGAUGCUUCAUCGAUUCGCAUCGUCACCAUUGGUGUGUUCACUCACCGUGCCAGCCACCAAACUAUCCUUGCAAUGAACACCCACCUGGACGAUCAAGGAUCCCAUUCCCGACUCCAAGCUGCACACAUCAUUCUCAAGAAGAUCCACGACUACAAGACGGGUGAACUGGGAGAUCACAUUGCAGGUAUCUUCCUUGCUGGGGAUUUGAACAGCGAAGUGACCCAAGAAGCGUAUAUGGCCUUGACGACACCUGAAUCACCCCUGGUCGACGCGGGGGAACUGGUGAGCCCAAAGGAGCAUUAUGGCAACCAGAUCACGUAUACCGGGUUUGGGUAUGAGGAAGAACCCCCUUCACGCAUUGACUACAUUUUCCUAGGCCCUGGGCGCAACAAGGUUCUUGCCAGCGGCACUCAGCCAUGGAAGGUCGAAGGGUAUGCAGUGCUGGCGAAUCGGUUUGACGACGGAGUGCUCAACUCGGACCAUCGAGCGGUCAUCACGGAUGUUGCGUUAGUAAACUAG